Molecule: messenger RNA, 2385 nt
Organism: Helianthus annuus (common sunflower)
Lineage: Eukaryota; Viridiplantae; Streptophyta; Magnoliopsida; Asterales; Asteraceae
Product: serine/threonine protein phosphatase 2A regulatory subunit B''beta
Exons: 13
Coding region: 239-1834 (531 amino acids)
Biological process (GO): protein dephosphorylation
Cellular component (GO): protein phosphatase type 2A complex
Molecular function (GO): calcium ion binding; protein phosphatase regulator activity
Source: RefSeq, a predicted model, not a curated record
ACCCACAAGAAGCCUAAUUAUACACACCCAUAAAAUAUAGUUUAUAAACAUUCACACACCCACAAGAAUCUUGCAUCAUUCUACGAUUCACUCAACCCACCGAUCUUUCUAACACAAUUCAAGAACAACCCCAAUUCAAGAUUUUUAGGAUCCGUUCGAUGUGAAGAGGGUUUGUUCUGUUUGUUGUCUUAGGGUUAACUGAUCGUUGCUGGUUUUCAUUUAUUAAGAUUUGGGAAAGAUGGAUUUGGAUUAUAAUGGGGAUUCGGGUUUUCUUGACCCGGAAUUGUUACAGCUGAAUGAAGUGUCUUGUUUGGCUAUUAAGUCCAACCCUUAUGUUGCCCACAAGCUGUUCGACCAAUGGCUUUCACUUCCUGAAACCACCCUUUUGGUGAAAUCUUUAUUUAACAAGGCUAAAACGGGCGUUCCGUUAAAUAUAACUGGAUCAGUUUCCAGCCCAAAAGCAUCUUCCGGAAAUUCAGUACCUCCACUUUCACCAAGAAGUUCAUCAUCGGGUUCUCCUCGAAUCACAAAACCGAGGGUGGGCCCAUCUGUAUUAGGUUCUCCAUUAAAAGUACUAAGCGAGCCCGUCAAAGAGUUAAUACCUCAGUUUUACUUUCAAAAUGGCCGCCCACCCCCUAACGAAUUAAAAGAACGAUGUUUGUUUAGAUGUAAUCAGUUUUUCUAUGGUCAUCCUGAUGGCCUACAAUUGCACGAAUUUAAACCGCUUACCAAGGAAAUUUGCAAACUACCGUCUUUCUUUUCGGCUGUUCUUUUUAAAAAGAUUGACGUUGCAGGCACUGGCGUUGUGACCAGGGAUACUUUUGUCGAUUACUGGAUCAAUGGUAGCAUGUUGGUUAAAGACGCUGCUACCCAGAUAUUUACACUAUUAAAACAGCCAGAUUUGAGAUAUUUAACUCAGGAGGAUUUUAAACCCAUACUCCGGGAACUAUUGGCAACUCAUCCUGGUUUGGAGUUCUUACAGGGCACACCUGAAUUUCAGGAGAGAUAUGCUGAAACGGUAAUAUACAGAAUAUAUUACUACAUGAAUAGAGCCGGUGAUUCUUGUCUUACCCUAAGAGAGCUAAAACGUGGAAAUUUAAUUGCUGCAAUGCAACACGCAGAUGACGAAGAGGACAUAAACAAAGUUUUGAGGUAUUUCUCGUACGAGCAUUUUUAUGUUAUCUACUGCAAGUUUUGGGAGCUUGACACCGAUCAUGAUUUCUUGAUUGAUAAAGAGAAUCUUAUACGAUACGGUAACCAUGCACUCACAUACAGAAUCGUUGACCGAAUAUUUUCCCAGGUACCAAGAAAAUUCACCAGUAAUGUUGAUGGGAAAAUGGGAUAUGAAGAUUUUGUUUAUUUUAUUUUGUCUGAAGAGGACAAAUCAUCCGAGCCGAGUUUAGAAUACUGGUUCAAGUGCGUAGACUUGGAUGGGAAUGGGGUGAUUACUAGAAACGAAAUGCAAUUCUUUUAUGAAGAACAAUUGCAUCGGAUGGAAUGCAUGGCCCAAGAGCCCGUACUUUUUGAGGAUAUAUUGUGUCAGAUCGUUGACAUGAUUGGCCCAAAGGAUGAGGGAUAUUUUACCCUCCGUGAUUUGAAAGGAAGCAAACUUUCCGGAAGUGUUUUCAAUAUCCUUUUUAACCUUAAUAAAUUCAUGGCCUUUGAAACUCGUGAUCCGUUUCUCAUACGUCAGGAACGUGAGAAUCCAACAUUAACAGAGUGGGAUCGGUUUGCACAUCGGGAGUAUAUUCGGCUGUCAAUGGAAGAAGAUGCUGAUGAUGCCUCUAAUGGUAGUGCAGACGUGUGGGAUGAAUCUUUCGAGGCACCCUUUUGAGUUACAAUUGCGAAGCGGCUUAUUAAGAUGGCAGGUUGAAUCGAAGAAUUCUUUAAUUUACGUUGUGGUCAACAAAAGAAUGUAAAGUUUUCGGAUAUAGUGACCGAUUAUGCUCAACAUCAUGGUGAGGAGGUCAAUCUGCUACCAGAAUUUAGGUUUGAUUUUCCGGCAGAAGAAAACGGGCUAUGAAGUUACUCGGGUGCUUUGAUUGGAAGCAUUUAGUGUUUUUGGCAACUUAUUAUUAGCAUUGUCCUUAAGUAUAGCUAUGUUUCAAUCAAUAGAUGUCUUUUUCACAAUUUGUUCAUCAAACAUUAACGGGGAUAGUCUGGUCCGGUCCCAAGAGAUUAUCAUGUAUGAAUGAGAGAGGAGAUUAUCAAGUGAUGUAAUUAGGGCUUCUUAACUAUCCAUGCUAGAUUUAACUCGAGUUCAGGCUUGAAGUUAAAGGGGUCUGCUAGGCUAGCUUGAAAGAAAACUCUUAACGAGCUGAAAUUUGAGCUCAAACUUGGCUCGGAUAAAUCUCAAGCUAGCUUGCAUAUUUUAAAAGUUUUAAA